This is a messenger RNA of Heterobilharzia americana, 3267 nucleotides long. NCBI's taxonomy places the organism in Eukaryota, Metazoa, Platyhelminthes, Trematoda, Strigeidida, Schistosomatidae. The record is from the annotation of a GenBank genome assembly.
AUGACAUAUUCACAAAGACAAAAGACACCAGUAAUCCUUAAAAGGUCGCAUAAUCAGAAUAAGAAUAAUGAACGCAGCAGUAGGAUGAGAAAGGCCAUGUCAAAAAAACUGACUCUUACACAACCUAAACAUCCAUUAAAAAAUCCAGUAAUCAUGAAAAAAGCAACUAAACCACAAACAUCUUCAUUAUCAUCCAUCAGCCGAUCAGACUCUUUGUUAUACAGCCCACAAUCAACUGGGCUAGUUUAUGAUGAACGUAUGCUGAAACACAAACAUGAAUGGUUCAUUGAAGAACAAGAAAGUCCACAUCGUAUACAACAAGCAUUUCAACGUUGUGUCGAAGAGAAUUUAGUAUCUCGAUGUAUACGAGUACCGGCUUAUUCCAUAAGUGAAGAUGACUUGGCGCUUGUACACGAUAAAUCGUAUAUAACGAAAAUUAAAAAAUCCGCUAAUAUGUCACAUCGUGAACUGUAUGCAUUAUCUGGACAAUAUGAUGGGGUAUUCUUUAAUCAAUCUACUUGGCUGUGUGCAAAAUUAGCCGCUGGUAGUGUGAAACAUCUAGCCCAACUGGUUUUUACUGGAAAAUUGACUAAUGGCUUAGCCCUUGUUCGUCCACCCGGCCAUCAUGCUAUGCAAUCUGAAGCUUGUGGUUAUUGUAUAUUUAAUAAUAUAGCUGUAGCAGCGGCCAGUUUUCUCCAGCCUAGAAAGCUUAACUCGUCUAGUACUAUUUCAAAACCCAAAGAUUCACUGGAUGGAGAGGUAGUCUCAGCACAACGUAUACUCAUUGUCGACUGGGAUGUACACCAUGGACAAGGGACACAGUAUACUUUCUACGAUGAUAACCGUGUUCUGUUCAUUUCAAUUCAUCCAAAUUAUGAUUUUAUUGGUAAAGGUUCAGGCAAAGGCUAUAAUAUUAAUAUCCCAUUGGAAGAGAUUGGGAUGACAGAUUCGGAUUAUUUGGCUAUAUUUCAUCAAAUUAUUAUGCCUAUAGCAACUGAGUUUAACCCUCAACUAGUAUUAAUCUCGUGUGGAUUUGAUGCUGCGAUUGGAUGUCCAGAAGGUAGAAUGUGGUUAAGUCCUAUGGUCUUUGGUCAUUUUGUACAUGAAUUAAAAUCUCUUGCUGGAGGCAAAGUUGUUGUUGUCCUUGAAGGUGGAUAUUUUGUGGAUAGCCUAGCUGAAGGAAUAGUUCAUGUUUUGAAGGGAUUACUCGGCGAUCCAUUAUCCCCAAUACAGUUGAUUCGACCACCUUGUAAAAGCGUUAAACAUACUAUUGAAUUAUGCACAGUUGCAUUACGUAACCAUUGGAAAAGUAUCGGAUAUCAAGAUGUUUCUAAAACUAUACCACGUCCAAGUUUAAAACAUCUACCCAUUAUGUCAUGGUCACUCAUGAAAGUGAUUGCCUGGCCUGAAACAAAUCCUCAAUUACCCAGAGUAUUAACCAAACAAAUUCAAAAGUUAUUGGUGAAACACUUUCCAGCACCAUUAGCAAUACCAAUUGACAGUCAUGGAGGUAAUCUUAAGUUGACCUUAGUUUUGAUACCAUCGUCAUCUUCAUCACUAUCGUCAUCAUCGUCUUCAUUGGUAUCGUCAUUAUCAGUAUCAUCUUCUUCUGCUGCUGCAUCAACGCCAUCUACUAUAAUUGUUAAGCAGAAAGGUGUUAGUCGAAAAAGACAACGACAGCAAGAACAACGAAAUUCUGCUACUCAUAGCUUAUUACAGAAACUGAGUGAACAGGUUCAUAUACAUCUCUAUGAUGAACAUGAUUUACUCACAACAGAUUAUCACUCUCGGGGACCAACUAAGAAGUCACGAGUCAUGGAAUUUUCUCGAUCAACCUACACUCAACAGUUGGCAGUUACUAGACAUAUUAAUCAAACUAAUGACGAUCAUAUCGAUGAUAUCCAGUCAAUGAAACAGUUUCCAUCAGUUGAUAAAAAUGGAAAGCCAUUGAAAGUUUUACAAAAUGAUCAAUCCAGUCGGAGUUCAAGCUUUAAUUUCAGCAUUAAUGCAAGAGUUUCAUACGCUUUAUAUUGCUGGCAGCUCGUGACUUUCUUACAUUUGAUUGAAGCUGUAACACAAAUACCUCUCAAUUUCUUAUCAAAUUAUCGUGAAGGAAUAUUUCGACCACGUUAUUUCCAACCAAAUCGGAGCAAUAGUAAUGGCAAUAGUGGUAAUAAUGUUAAUAAUGAAUUGACAAAUACAUUUCGACAAUUGAAGGGUAAAUCACUAACUAACAGUCCGUCGAUUAAAAAUGAAACACUGAGGCAGUUGGUAAAUGUUUACUCAUAUCCCCAUGAAUCAAUUGCUCCAUCUGCUAAAAUAACAUCUUCAUCUUGUCUACCACCUUCAGCAUUAUCAUCAGUAUCACCAUCUUGCUUGCCAUCAUCAAAAACUACAUCGUCAUCUUCUCCAUCAGCGACAUCGUCUUUCUCAUCACCAUUAAAAAAUGAUAACAACUCCUACGAAAAAUCAACUGUUUACCAUUUCAUCAAAUCUGAAGAUUUCUACACUAAACCAUGUCGUCUACUGGUUCUUGAUAUAAGUGGAGUUAACGAUUUGGAAAAUAUUAAUCUACAACAAGAAAUUAAUUCAUUACCAGGACCAUUAUCACAAAAUAUUCAAUGCGAUUUAAUUUGGUGUUCAGUCUAUCAUGGUGAAUCGGCGCAUCAAUUAAUUAAAAAACCAAAUGAAUUACGUGCUAAAGAAUUGCAUAAUGCUGGUUCAACAUCCAGGUAUAAAGAUCGUAUCAACAACUUGACUUGGCUUAAAAUUCCUAUACCAACGAAAACAAACUCAUCAUCAUUAUCGAGGAGAACACUGACCAACCUUGAAACAGUAGAUCGUAAAGGCAAGAAAAAUACAUCACCAACAGCAAGUGAUAGUAAUACAAGCGCAGUUAGCUUACUUUCAAUAAUUUAUCACAUUAUUCUACCAAUAUCUUAUGAGUUUGGACCAGAUUUAGUAUGUUUAUUGAUUGGAUCCUAUGAAGAUAAUCAGGUUUUAAUUACACCAGAUACAAUAGCAAGAAUAAUUUAUCUGUUGAAUGGUUUAGGAGCAGUUGUAUUAGUAGGCGGAACUACAGAACAAUUAUGUUGUGAAUAUAUUGUACAAAGUCUUCUUGGAAAACCUUUACCAGUUGGAUUUAACGAAUUAGAUCCAAGCUCACCAUCAUUUGAGAUAAAACAAGUUAUCCAAAUGAUUAUGCAACAGAAUCAUCAAAGGUGGAAGUCGUUGAAAUUUUCUGGAAGUCUACCAACAUGGGUUUAA